Molecule: messenger RNA, 1230 nt
Organism: Durusdinium trenchii
Lineage: Eukaryota; Dinophyceae; Suessiales; Symbiodiniaceae
Source: the annotation of a GenBank genome assembly
AUGCAGCUUGUGCUGUGGUUGCCAUGGUUCGCAUGGCUUGCUACAGCAGCCAAGGUGUACAGAUGCAAAUGGCCACGCUCUGUUUUAAGCUCUGGUGAUCCCAAUUUGACUGUGACAGUGGAUGGAUCUGAAGUGAAGUGCGAUCGGACUGGAGAUGCAAAUUACAUUUGUCCAGCCGCCUGUGACUACGUGAACAGCAAUCCAGACGCUUGCUUUGGGCCCAUCGAAGAUGGAGGUGAAUGCAACACCGUUUGGGAAAGGAAUAGCCAGUCCUUCUACACGCUAGAGAGUAUCAACAGCACCUACGCUUGCACCAGGCGCUGGAAUAGUGAUUGUUCUCAAGACAUGGGAGGCACAGCAUGUCACCAACUGGGCCAGUGCUAUGGGAGCUACCAGAUGGUCACUUUCGAUCAGCAGACCUUUCUGGCGAAGUAUGGCUACGAGCCGAGCUUCCUGCAGCAGCCGUGGGAGAUUCUGGAGCCUCCGUCUUGUGCUGGCCACACAGCUGCGGAGUGCUGCAUGUUAAACAUCAACUACUACCGCUGUCUACAUGGAGCACCUCCCUUGAUCUAUCACGCAGGGAUUGCAGCCAGCGCACAGGAGUGGGCCAGCAAGAAGGACAAGGGCAGCAUUCAUUCCAACUGGGGUGGCAGCUUCUUUCCUCACUACACUGAAGUGAUUACUUGGGGCACAGACAGCUGCGUACGCGGUGCCAAAGCAUGGUAUGCCGAGAUAGGCGUCCACAACUUCAGUAUCAAUGCGGUUCAAAAUGCUGGCGGCUCUUACAAUUCUGGCCACAUGGUUCUCCUCUUGUGGCACAACCACACCAUGCUUGGCUGUGGAUUUGAUUCGACUGGAGAUGCCCCCAUUGUGGUGUGUGACUUUGCAUGGGCUCAUCAGGGACACAAAGGUGAUGAUGCCUGGGAAGCCAACCUCAAGCCACGAAGUGGAGCAACUCAAUCAGAAUGCCGACAAGUCGCAGAGGCCUCACUGAGCUUCCCCAUUCUGAAUGCAGGGGACGACAUCACUGCGGAGCAAGUGGCGGCUCUAAGGGCUGGUCAGAUACCCGGUGGUGCGAGUGCAAGCACCACCACAGGUGACAGUUCGUCCAACGAAGGCGUGAGCACGACUGGGGGGUCCGACAACUCAUUGACAAGUUUGGGAAGGGCAAAGUGUCUCUUGGGCAGCAUCCCUUGCUUGCUGGGCUUUAUUGCUCUUCUGUUCACAUGA